Messenger RNA from Dictyostelium discoideum AX4, 1479 nucleotides. RefSeq lists its product as hypothetical. Gene Ontology annotation, molecular function: acid phosphatase activity; metal ion binding; hydrolase activity. The record is from RefSeq and is a predicted model, not a curated record. Bases 1 to 1479 code for a protein of 492 amino acids. The transcript has a single exon. NCBI's taxonomy places the organism in Eukaryota, Evosea, Eumycetozoa, Dictyosteliales, Dictyosteliaceae.
AUGUCAAUGAUGAAUAAAAUUAAUUGUACAUUAUUAUUUGUAUUUUUAGUUUUAAUUUCAGUUUGUUUAGCCGAGAACAAACAACAAAACCAUAGUCCAAAGAUAAAUUCAUCAGCAUCACCAUCAAAGGCUAAUAAAAACAAUGGAAGUAAUAAUAACAACAAUAAUAAUAAAAUCGAUUUAACAAGCAAUGGUGGCGGAUCAUCAUCAGAAGGUGGAGAUAUUAAUCAAAUUCCACAAACUAUAAAGAUUUCAUUAACUAAUGAUCCAAGUGAAAUGAUGAUUAGUUGGUUCACAAAUGGUAAAAUUGGUGAUGCAAUCGUUCAAUUUUCAGAAUCAAAAUCUGAUUUAAUCAAUUAUAGUGCCAAUACAAACAAUGGUGUAAUCACUGUCAAUGGUAAAUCAACUACAUUUUCAAACUGGAAAGGUUAUAGUAAUUCUGUAGUCUUAACAGGUUUAUCACCAAAAACAACUUACUAUUAUCAAUGUGGUGGUUCAUCUAGUAAUAUUUUAUCACAAACCAAUUAUUUUACAACUUCCAAUUUUCCAACUACCACCACUGCCAAUACCAGUGGUAAAAAUGUAAAAUCAACAACAACAGAUAAUUUCCAAGUUACACCAUUCACAGCAGCAGUUUAUGCUGAUAUGGGUUAUGGCGGUGGAUAUAAUAAUACAGUUAAAGUGAUUGAAGAGAAUCUUUCAAAAUAUUCAUUAAUUCUUCAUAUUGGUGAUAUUGCCUAUGCAGAUUAUAAUAAAGUUGAACAAGGUAAUCAAACCAUUUGGACCAAUUUCCUUCAAGCAUUGGAACCAAUCACAUCAAAGGUACCAUAUAUGACAGCACCAGGUAAUCAUGAUGUUUUCUAUUCAUUCAAUUCCUAUCAAAAUACUUUUAAUAUGCCAGGCUCUUCAAAUCAACCAUGGUAUUCCUAUGAUUACAAUGGUGUUCAUUUCUUAUCCUACUCAACUGAAUCCGAUUUAGCACCAUUCACUCAACAAUAUCAAUGGAUUAAAAAUGAUUUAGAAACUUAUAGAAAAAAGAAUCCUUCAGGUUGGGUCAUUGCUUAUGCUCAUCGUCCAUACUAUUGUUCAACUCAAAUGGAUUGGUGUAGAAAACAAACACUUCGUGCUCUCAUCGAGUCUACAAUUGGUGAAUUAUUCCAAAAUUAUAAUGUAGAUAUCUAUUUGGCCGGCCAUACUCAUGCCUAUGAAAGAACCGUUCCUGUCUAUCAACAAUCUCCAAUUGGUACCUAUGAAUAUCCAGGUGGUACAGUUCAUUUCACUAUUGGUACUCCAGGUAAUCAAGAAGGUCUCGAUCAUAAUUGGAUCUUACCAGCUCCAUCUUGGUCCGCUUCUCGUUUUGGUGAAUUGGGUUAUGGUCAAUUAAAUGUAGUAAAUAAUACUCAUAUCCUCUGGCAAUUCUUAACUGAUCAACAAGUUAUAUUUGAUGAACAAUGGAUUGUAAAAGGUUAUUUUGAUUAA